Messenger RNA from Cyprinus carpio (common carp), 2056 nucleotides. Its product is annotated as dorsal root ganglia homeobox protein-like. Gene Ontology annotation, biological process: regulation of transcription by RNA polymerase II. Gene Ontology annotation, molecular function: DNA-binding transcription factor activity, RNA polymerase II-specific; RNA polymerase II transcription regulatory region sequence-specific DNA binding. Lineage: Eukaryota; Metazoa; Chordata; Actinopteri; Cypriniformes; Cyprinidae. The record is from RefSeq and is a predicted model, not a curated record.
UUUGGGAAUAUGCAUGCAUCGAGCUAAAGUUUCUGAGUAUUGAUGCCUUAGAGGAUUUAGACGUUUCCACCACGUGCGCAAGCCGGCUGGCCGAAGAGAACCUAUCCAAAUGACUUGAAAACGAAAAUCUGAUUAAUUGCAGUUACGUAGGAGAUUAUAAAGGCAAGUGUUGUCAUGCUCUAAACAGUCACAAAGACAUCUGGUCACUCCCUCCUUAUGCGCGAGAGAGCGGAUAAACUGAAGCGCUCAGUGAUUGACGGUGGGAGAGCGAUUGCUUUGCUGAGGUUGAGCUGGAGACACGAGAAUCGCGAUUGCAUAAAGACCAUCUAUUGGUACAGAUGCUUUUUUACUUCAUGUACUUCAAACCGGUUGCAGAAACGUAUUAGUAUUGUUCAAAGUUAUCUUUUUAAGACGUAUGCGAUUGCAGUAAUAGUUGAACAUUACGUUGACGCUUGGCCAUAUUUUUAUUUGCAGAGUGAAUAUUCUCUCCACUCGCAAAGCACUAGGAAACAUGUUUUACUUUCACUGUCCUCCACAGUUAGAGGCAGAGUGCUGCAGGACCAACACAUUGAACACAAAUGGGUUUGGGAAUCACGCCUCUGGAGACUUUGAUGAUGGUUUUCUGCGCAGAAAACAACGCAGAAACAGGACGACCUUCACUUUACAACAGUUGGAGGCUUUGGAGACGGUUUUUGCACAGACCCACUAUCCAGACGUGUUUACGAGAGAAGAGCUGGCUAUGAAAAUCAACCUAACAGAGGCUCGUGUCCAGGUGUGGUUCCAAAAUCGAAGGGCAAAGUGGAGAAAAACAGAGAGAGGAACUUCAGACCAGGAGGGAAGCAAAGAACAAAUGAGUGACGGCACCCCUCCUGCACGAAACCUCAACCAGUCUCCUGUUGACCACGGCAGAAAUAAGAAAGAACCAAUGGAACUACAGCAGAAUAUUAACAGAGUGGUGGGUUCAGGUGGACCUUUUUUCCCAUCUUGUCUGCCUGGGACUCUGCUGAACACAGCCACUUACGCACAAGCCCUUUCACAAGUGGCAACUUUAAAAGGAAGUCCACUGUGUUCGUGCUGUGUGCCUGACCCAAUGGGCCUCUCCUUCCUGCCACCAUAUGGGUGCCAGAGUAACCGGACAGCCAGUGUCGCAGCCCUGCGGAUGAAGGCCAGGGAACAUUCGGAGGCAGUGCUGCAGUCAGCCAAUCUGCUGGGGGCAGGGUCUACAACCGGGACUGGAGCAGGUCCAGGGGUCGGGCUGGGCCAAAGCACUGUUUCUGUGGGAGGAAGUGAUUCCAGUCCUAUCUCCGGUACCAAUAAGAUCACAUCAAUACGGAGAACUCCAGACAAACAUCUGCACUGCCAAAAGGAGGGUCCUGAUAAGAAAUGAAGGAGUCUUGUUUUUUUCCUAAUUUGAGGACACACUUUGGAUUUACAGUAUAAUCAAACAUUGACUGCCUGCUGCCUCUUUUUUGAGAGCACUGACAUACCUUGGACAGGACGGUGUUAAGUGCAAUCCCUUGUUGUGUAUUUUGCGAGUAUGUGUCAAACUAUUCAUUCAACUGUAAUUUUUCCUCUCCUCGUUCACUUUUACUCAUGAUUCUUGCCUUUGGUUUUCCCUGUUCGGGUGUAUGUGGGUGCUGCAAAUCAGUUUUUUUUGUGGCAGAAUGACUUUUGAACAUGCUGUAUGGUAAAAGAAAACUCCCUGGUUGCCAAUGUGAACUUAUUUAAUUUUUCACAAUCCACUUUGAUGUUUGACUUGUGUACUAUGAAGUCAGGUGGUGACAGACAUUCUGCAUUGUGUCAAGAUAUAUGCCAUGCUGAAAUAUAAAUGUACUAUUGUGAAAUAAUAUAUGUAAGAUAAUAUCAAGGACAGAACUGUAUAUUAUGUGGUUUGUCAUGUUUUAUGAUAUGAUCCGGCUAACUCUUAUUCAUGCUGAUGUGAUGGUAACUGACAUCUCUAGUCAUCACAUCUGUACAUCCACGAUAGACUGCAAGAGUUCAGACACUGGUCCUGUUUUGACAUGUUCUAUAAAACAAUUAAACAUGUAGGCAAUCA